Messenger RNA from Rhagoletis zephyria (snowberry fruit fly), 693 nucleotides. Its product is annotated as zinc finger BED domain-containing protein 1-like. Gene Ontology annotation, molecular function: DNA binding. Lineage: Eukaryota; Metazoa; Arthropoda; Insecta; Diptera; Tephritidae. The record is from RefSeq and is a predicted model, not a curated record.
UAAAGCGGCAAUACUUUUAUAUAAAAGAAUAUAUGGCAACUAUGUUGGCCUAACGUUUCUUUCAUAACGAAUAUAUGUCUAUUGUGAGAAACAAAGAACCAGCAAUAUAACAUCAUUUUACGUAUAUAUAGUUUCAAUUCUUUGCAAGAUUUAUCAGAAAUGGAUAAUUUUUUGGCAAGCGAAAUACGUAUAUAUCUUAUCUACAUAAAUUAGAGCACAUUUUAAAAUAACCCAUUUCAUUUAGACAAAAGCAAAACUGUCACAUGUUCCUGUUCCUCGGAAGAAGAUGAUGUGUGUGUGAUUGAAGGCACUUCGAAAAGAUGCAAAUCUUUUUCAAUGGUUUGGAAAUACUUUAAGCAAUCUGAUGACAAAAAAUUGGCAAAGUGUCUACAAUGCUCUAAAGAAUAUAAAACUAGCGGAAACACAUCCAAUUUACGCGAUCACUUAAAGCGGAUGCACCCAGCAUCGGAUAGAGACAACACACCCAGUACCAGCUCAUCGAAUCGCUCCAGUUAUAAUUCAAUCGAUUCAUAUUUUAAAAGAGCUGUGGAGUACGAUUCGUCAUCUAAACGUAAAAAGGACAUAGACACUGCUUUGGCGCAGUUAGUGACUGAAAGUUUUCACCCGUUCAAUAUUGUUAAUGACAAUGCAUUUCGUAAAUUCGUAAAGGUGUUGGAUACAAAAAUACAUUGA